This is a messenger RNA of Ornithodoros turicata, 1134 nucleotides long. RefSeq lists its product as uncharacterized. NCBI's taxonomy places the organism in Eukaryota, Metazoa, Arthropoda, Arachnida, Ixodida, Argasidae. The transcript has 4 exons. The record is from RefSeq and is a predicted model, not a curated record. Bases 1 to 1134 code for a protein of 377 amino acids.
AUGGAGUGGGCGGACGGCACAAGUAACGGGCUGGACAACUUAAGGACACUUAGCUCAACCGACCUCGAAUGCUCUUGGAAGAGAAAAGGAGGUGGAACUGGUUACGACAGACAAGUGCCAACUACCGAGUUCUGUCACGUGGAACCAGUACCAGAAGUUUUUUCAGUGUCUGAGGAUGAGAGGCUCGAAUUUACAGCGUCACUGCUGUCUGCAGCUCCAGAUUCAGCUGGUACCAAACACAGUCGGCAAGACAACUGCACACAGCAUCCCAGUGCACAGCACCUUCAGUGUAUUGUGGAGGCAUCAAAGGGAAGCACGUUCAUGGAGAGGCUUGGUGGACUUGAAAACGAGCAGCCAGAUGAGACCUGCCUUGCUUAUUACAGCAGGCACGUUGCUGUGAAUGACCAGAAGAUUUUGCAACUCCUUCAUGAGACAAAGACGGAUAAAAUGCUGUGGCUGAGAGAAAGGAGACACCGAAUAACAGGAACAACGUGCUACCCUCUUUUUACUUAUAAGAAAGGGGACUGGCCAGCCAAGAUCCAAGCAACUCUCUCUUCACCCUUCAGAGGCAGUGCAGAUACCCGUUACGGAUGUCUCAUGGAGGAACAGGCCCGUGCAGCAUAUAUAAAGCAAGAGGAAGUAGAUGUCGUCACAUGUGGUCUGCUGGUGUGCAAAGACAACCCGUGGCUAGCAUGCAGCUCAGAUGGCAUUAUUGUGACCAAUUCAGUGCCAGAAAAGCUUUUAGAAAUAAAAUGUCCGGUUAAGGGGAAAGCGAUGACAGCGGUAGACCUCUUGGAAACAUGUAAAUUCCUGACACGUAAUGGAACAUCUUACGUUCUUAAAAAGCGCCACACGUACUAUGACCAGGUACAGCUUGGAAUGGGAAUAUUAAACUUAAGACACUGUGACCUCGUGGUUUACUCAAGCCAUGUUGACACUUUUGCUAAAAUUGGUGUUCCCUUUGAUGAAGACUACACUUGGAAAAUGCUGACACGACUAAAGUUAGUUUAUUUUAGACAUAUUCUUCCACUGCUACCACUGCAGAGCCGAGCACUAAGAAAGGCUGCCAUGUUCAUUGUGAUAUGUAGAGCUUUCCUUCUCAUAAACCUGUUUGUAGUACACGAAAGAUCCUAG